CACUUACUAGAGGUUACAAUCUGUAACAAUGGCAAGUUUAAUCUCAAUCUGUUUUCACUUCGUCUGGAUUACCAGCCUUUUGACAACACUGUACCAGGAGACAUCCGCUCAAUCUACAUCUUCGAUACCGACUAUUUCUUCGUCGAUACCAACAGUUUCGGCAUCGACAUCAAAGAUUUCUACAUCGAUACCAUCUAUUUCUACAUCGAUGCCGACUAUUUCUACAUCGAUACCGACUAUUUCUACAUCAAUACCAACUAUUUCUACAUCGAUGUCAACUAUUUCAACAUCGAUACCAACACCUACUACAUCGAUACCAACACCUACUACAUCGAUACCAGCUGUUUCGUCGUCAGUUGCAUCUCAAGUGACAGUUUCAACAUCUCUCUUGACAUCAACAGUUGUAUCAACACCUCGGAUGUGACAACAUCAACUGUAUCAACACUUCCUGGUGUAUCAACACUGACUUUAUCAACAUCAUCACUUGCAACUUUAGCUGUGUCAACAUCAGCUGUAGUGUCAACAUCAUUAGUUGUAUCAUCAACAACCGUAUCAACUUCUCCAAACUCCAUACCAAGUUUUUCAACAGUCACACCCUCGUCUUCAAGUCAUGGUGCAUCAACCAGCGGUUCAACACCGGAUUUAUCAACAUCGUCCACAUUUUCAGCGACACAAGCAGCGACAACCAUCCUACCCACAACCAUCCUACCCACAACCAUCCCACCCACAACCAUCCUACCCACAACCAUCCUACCCACAACCAUCCCACCCACAACCAUCCUACCCACAACCAUCCCACCCACAACCAUCCUACCCACAACCAUCCCACCCACAACCAUCCUACCCACAACCAUCCUACCCACAGCAACCCUAUCUACACCCAUCCAGCCCACAACAGUCUCGCCCACAACAACCCCGCCCACAACAACCCCGCCCACAACAACCCCGCCCACAACAACCCCAACAACAACCCUCCCACCUACAACUGUCUCACCAACAACCCGUCUAACUGCCAACCCCACAACCACACCCUCGCCGUCCCUCUCCCGCCCAUGGAACAAAGAGAACAGCGUCGUGUCAGUGCCGUUUGGUCUCAAGUUUAGCCGGACGUUUGACCCCCAGCUCCUGAACAGAUCAUCAGAGAUAUUCCAGUCAAGUCUGAAGGAGUACAAGCAAAAUUUGACUAACUUGUACGCCAACGUACGGAACUUUCGAGAAAUCCUCAUCAAGGAAUUCAUCCCCGGCAGUGUUAUAGUGCUAUAUAACGUCACACUGCUUGUCUUCAACACGUCCGCCAAUCCGCUGAACGCGACGGAGGUUACACAAGCACUGGUAGACUUGUACCCAGCGCUGCAGAAAGUCACGGACAUGGACACGGCUUACCUAGCCUUGACCUACAACAGCAGCGUUGAAAAAGCUGGUCAGACCCUAGCUCUGGUGGCCAGUGACCCCUGUAUGGCAGACAGCAUCUGCCCAGCCAACUACGUGUGUGACGUCAACAGAGGACAGUGUCGGGAAAAGUGCUCACUGCACGUGUGUCCGCCUCAGGCUACCUGCUAUCUGGAUGAGGGGAACAACCCCAAGUGCAGAUGUAACGCAGACGACAAGUUCGUGUAUGGAGGCGCCAACUGCACUCAAGUUGGUGAGAAACUGGCCCUCGGCUCCAGUGAGAUCAUCGCCCUGGCCGUCUGCCUAGGUGGCGCUGUCAUUAUCAUAGCCGUCAUUCUCACCGUCUGCAUCAUGCACCGCAGACGACACAGAAAAGACGAGCUGUAUGAAAUGUCCUCCUCCGAGCAACUGGCCGUGUACCCCACGGGCGGGAGUCUCUACUCACCCUACCAGGGCUCCACCUACCUGGGCAGGGGUCACUACGACAACACCGCAGACGACCAGUUCAGAAUCCCCCCAUUCAAGGUCUCGGUCGAACCACGUGACGACCACAUCGGCCAACAAGCCACGCCCCAGGAUAUUCCUGUCUUCCCCACCAAAUCGACGCCAACGGCCUACAAUUCCAAAGCAAAAUGGCCGCAACAUUCCUCGUGGAGCGACGAAGACGACAAAUGACGUCAGAGACAAGGAAUAAACGACACACGUAAAGAGAAAGUGAGCACACAAUAACAGUGGAUAAUAAUAUGUGUGUUCAAAAACAUGUGAGACUGAUCCAAAAUUUUUUCUUUGAGUUCGUGUUUAAAUAAAGCGUGAAAGCAAAUUUUGAAUGCAAGUCACAAAAUAACCAGACUUUUAAAAUGCAUACUCCUGUAUAAAAAAUGUCUUCAAUAAGUGUAUAAGACUUAAUAUGUAUGUAUAUAAGCGAAAAUCAUGUUUAAACAUAAAAAUGUCAUUGUAAGCAACAUAUUGGAUGUAUAACACGUAUAAACUCACAAAUUGUGAAAAAUUUGGUAUCCAAACAUUUGUCACUAUCAAAGAGCCUUCACUCUGAAGAUCUCCACCAACUUCAUGUUUCUAGAUAGGAAGGUCUAGUUUCAUAAUCAUUGUACCACCCCAGGGGGGUGUACGACCCAAUGAGGUGUACGACCCAGGGAGGUGUACGGCACAGAGAGGUGUACGACUCGGAGAGGUGUACGACCCACGGAGGUGUACGACCCAGGCAGGUGUACGACCCAGGGAGGUGUACGACCCAGGCAGGUGUACGACCCAGGGAGGUGUACGACCCAGGCAGGUGUACGACCCAGGGAGGUUAUACGACCCAGGUAGAAGCAACACCCCAGAGACAUAUACCACGUUAUUUGGAAACCUGUGUUAUAAAUUUAGUUAACGACAAAUUAUUGGUACACGGCUUGCAUAACAAUUGUACUCUAGACUUAUAUUUUUAUAUUAUAUAUAUUAUUUAUUUUUUGACAUCUUAAUCUUCUGUUAUCCCACACGCUUUAUUAUGUGAUAACGUAUAAAUGCAUCAACGUAUAAAAUUUUUCAGACUUGCAACGUGAGCACUAUUUAUUACUCGUCUACCAAUGUUGUCCUUUAUGUUCUAUCGAUCACUGGCUGGUCCAUAUACCUGAUCUGUAAAUAAAUGGAAUCAAACAUCAA
Molecule: messenger RNA, 3048 nt
Organism: Physella acuta
Lineage: Eukaryota; Metazoa; Mollusca; Gastropoda; Physidae
Product: mucin-17-like
Source: RefSeq, a predicted model, not a curated record